This is a messenger RNA of Aspergillus campestris IBT 28561, 6378 nucleotides long. Its product is annotated as guanine nucleotide exchange factor DCK1. Gene Ontology annotation, cellular component: plasma membrane; cytoplasm. The record is from RefSeq and is a predicted model, not a curated record. Gene Ontology annotation, biological process: small GTPase-mediated signal transduction. Bases 1 to 6378 code for a protein of 2125 amino acids. Lineage: Eukaryota; Fungi; Ascomycota; Eurotiomycetes; Eurotiales; Aspergillaceae. Gene Ontology annotation, molecular function: guanyl-nucleotide exchange factor activity; small GTPase binding. The transcript has a single exon.
AUGCCCUGGAGGCCUCUGCCUCGCAUCGCCUUCGCCGUCGCCAUCUACCCCUUUCAGCCCUCCACCCCGGCCGACCUACCGCUGGAGCUCGGCGAUGAGCUCUACAUCAUUGAACAAGGGGGCGCCAAUGGCGAAUGGUGUCGUGGCUACUUGGUCGCGCCGCCGUCGCUGCUGGCGGGCCUGACCAGCAGCAAGGGCCAGACCCUCGAGGCGCGCGUCUUUUCGGGCAUCUUCCCCCGCAAUUGCGUCGAGAUUCGCGAGGUCCUCGGCGACGCCGACCCCAACCGCCCCGCGAAGAAUGGCGACCGGCAGAGUUACCGCACCGACCCCGAGGAGGCCGAUUUGCGAAGCAGCCUGGCUCUCUCGCAGGAUGACGUGCACGUGGUCGGGGAGGCCUCCAACGUGGUCGUCGCCAAGAAGGGGAAGCCCGCCCAGAUCUUCAUCCACAAGCAGGACGACGACGCGCUGGCGAGCCCCAGGUCGCUGACCAACCACGCCAUCAAUUCGCCCGCCCUCCCGUAUACGCCCCUCAGUCUGACGGCGCCCCGCGACGCCGACGCUCCGAAACCGGCCGCCCCCGUCCCCAUGCUCAAGAUCGGCGACGAGAGCGCCACCGCGCUGGCCGAACCGUUGGUCGACGAGAUCGCCUCGUGCCUGCGGGAGUGGCAUUCGACCAAUCUCCACCAAUUGCUGCUGGGCCGCCAGUACGCCGUCGUCGAAGAGAUGUCCGCCAUCGUGCAGGAGCUCGACUUCGCCCGCCGGCAGCUGCUGUACGACGUCCUCACCGCGCAGGAGAAGGAAGGCCUCCGCCAAGACGUGGUCUGGAAGCUGGUCCGCGCCAACAAGAUGCUCGGUGGCGAUGUCAUCGUGCGGGACCCCGCGCAACGGGGCCGGUUGCUGACCGGCGAGGAUUCCGCCAUCCAGAUGACGAAGCUCCAGUCGGAGAUGAGCAUGCUCGACAGCAGUCCGACCCAGCCCUCCGACGUCGCCGCUUUACAUCACCUGCUGCUCGAGGUCACGGCGGUGUCCGGCAACUUCCCCGGCCCCGUGUCGCUCGCAAUCUACCUGUGCGCCCAGUCGGAAACCGGCGCGCUCAAGUCCCUGUCCGAGACCUACGCGCUGGACAUCCCGUCACCCGAGAAGUUUGUCAGCCAGGCACCGAGCGGCAAGCUGAAGACGCUCUUCACCGACCUGAGUGGCACCGACCUGGGCGACGGGUCCCCCGGCGGCGCCAAGUUGUACCUGGUCGUCGCCGUCCGAUCGCUCGAGUCGACCGCGACCGCCGCGCUCCAAUCGCGACCGUCCAUCUCGCGGGAGGGCCCGGCGGCCGCCAAACCGAACGGCGGCACCAACCACGCGGCCAAGGGCCAGCUGAAGACGCGCCGGAGCAUGAUGUGGUCGAAGCCCCGCGGCAUCCAGAGCCCCGAGCCCGUCAAGGAGACCCCGCGGGCGCCGCCGCAGACGUCGGACAGCACAUCCAGCGCCAAGGAGCGCAGCAACGCCCCGGUGACCAAGGACACCAGCCAGGUCCGCACCGUGGGGGUCGGGCUCCUGGAGGUGUCCCAGAUCCUGCGCACCGAAAAGGACGCGGAGCAGCUGAUGAGCAUCUGGUCCCCGUCCGAGGAGAGCAGCGACGACGGGGACGGGAUCGAGUUCGACGGGUUGAUCCGCGCCUUGCUCCCCAGCGCCAGCGGGAAGUAUGUGCGCUCCCACCAGGCGGCGCGGCUCCAUCUCCACCUGUCCCCCUUCGCGCAUGCCGACGCCGACGCCCUGGUGCGGAAGAACCCAACCAUCAUGCAUCACAUCGUCCAGACCAAGCGCAUCGGCUUCGCCCAGGCGCCCACGAAACCGCGGUCCGAUAUCUACCUGACCGUCUCCAGUGCUAGCUUCCCGCCGGACGCCCUGCUCUCGCACCCGCAGACGGGCCAGGUGCCCGUCCCUGCGCACACGGGCAUGCGCAACCUGCAAUUGACCCUGGAGGUCCGGGCGGCGUCGGGGGCCCGGGUCGACAAAUGCGUCUGCCCGUCCUCCAACGCCCCGGCGCAGACCGCGUGGCGCACCACGAUCGCCGACCGGGGCACGCCGUGGAACCAGACCAUCCGUCUCAACGUGCCGUCCGAGCAGAUCCCUGGGUCCCACCUGGUGAUGAGCGUGGCGGAUUCCCCCGGGUUCCCGUUUGCGCUGGCGUGGAUGCCCCUGUGGGAUAACCAAGCGUUCAUUCGGGAUGGCCCGCACUCGCUGCUGCUGCACGCGUACGACAAGCUCACGUCAAACGUGGAGAACGGCAAGGGGGCAUACCUAAGCCUCCCGUGGAGCUCGUUGGGGAAGAACGAGUCGACCAAGGACGAGGCGGUCACGGGCCCGUUGGCCACGCUGCGCCUGGACACGCACCUGUGCAGCACGGAGUAUUCGCAGGACCAGGUCAUAUUGAGCCUGCUGAACUUCCGCGAACGACCGGUCGACGAGGUCCUCGACACCUUGAAGCGGGUCCUCUUCGUGCCGGAGAUCGAGAUCGUCAAGCAGCUCAGCGGGGUGUUCGACGCGCUGUUCGGCAUCCUGGUGGACAACGCCGGGAACGAGGAGUAUGAGGAUCUGAUCUUCCACAAUCUCGUGACGGUUCUGGGCAUCGUGCACGACCGACGGUUCAAUCUGGGCCCGUUGGUCGAUCACUACGCCGACAACCAGUUCAACUUCCCCUUCGCGACACCCUGCCUCGUCCGCAGCUACCUACGUCUACUCCAGUCGAGCUCCGAGCCCAACCAGUCGCGGAAUCUCCGGGCCACCUUUAAGGUGGGCCGGCACGUCCUCAAGUUCAUCAUCAAUGCCCGACAGCAGCAGCAAGCCAAGGAAGAAGGGAUCGGGAUCACGCGCGUCCAGUCCACCUUCAACCGCGACCUGCAUUCGAUCUUCAAGGCGCUGGAGGAGCUCAUGAAGAACCCCUCGCCCGCCAUGGUCGGCAGCAAGACCUUGGUGGUUCAGCACUUCCACACGUGGCUCCCGGAACUCACCAAGGUUCUCCCCAAGGACGAGAUGGUCAUGAUCGCGUUCAGCUUCAUGGACGCGUGCAAGGACGUCAAGGGGAUGCUCAUCCUGUACAAGCUGGUCCUGAUCCAGCACUACACCCGCCUGGACAUCUUCGACUCGGGGUCGGAGCGGCAGGGCUUGAUCUCCAGCUGUGUCGGCUGGCUGGCCCCCUACUGGGGUGGGAUGAAUUCGGUGUCCGACCUGUACCGCGAUCAGGUCCGGCUGAACUGUGCCAUCGUUGCGGAGCUGCUGAAGGAGCCGGAUCCGCAGCUGUACGAGUUCAUGCCCAGCAUCGUGUCUUCCUACUACUCGAUCAUCCCGGAGGGCGUGGACGACACCGACUAUCUCUCGCUGCUCUUCAGCAAAACUUUCCCGUUCCACAUGAAACCCUCGAAGACCGUGCAGAAGGUGGACGAAGCCUUGGUGGAACUCUCUGCGGUCAUGGCUGCCGUCGCGGCGGUCCCCCAUCCCAAACGGCCGCGGCUGAAGGGCCUGGACCUGUCGUCCUUCCUCAACCAGGCGUUUGAGGUGCACACGUCGAUUCUCAACUGCGAGCCGUACCCCGAGAGCUGGCUCAGUGUCCAUAUCUACAACCACCGGGCCACCGUCAAGAGUCUGGAGUUCCUGGCCACCAUUAUGAUGGACAAGUUCCUCCCGGGACCCGAUGAUGCGGAGUCGUUUGACACUCGAAUGUGGGAGAACCUCUUCCUGACCCUGUUGAAGGUUGUCUCCAGCAACGUUCUCGCCCUCGAGACCUUCCCCGAGCAACGACGACGUGCGAUCUGGAAGAUCGCCGGUGACGUCCGAGAACAGGGUGCGGCCCUGCUGCGCGCCAGCUGGGAGGCCAUCGGCUGGGAGACCACGGACGAGGAGCAAGAGCGCUUCGGGCUGGAGCGGUUUGGCGGCUACCAAGUGCAGUAUGUGCCUGGUCUCGUGGCUCCUAUCAUCGAGCUCUGCCUCAGUGUUCACGAAGGCCUGCGGCAUGUGGCGGUGGAGAUCCUGCGGACGAUGAUCCUGAGCGAGUGGACCCUAAACCAGGACCUGUCCAUCAUCGAGACGGAGAUCAUCUCCAGCCUGGACAACCUCUUCAAGUCGAAGAAUAUGAGUGAAUUUGGCGUCCAGAAGCUCUUCAUCGGGGAGCUGCUCGAAUACUUCGAGGCCUGCGAGGCCUUCGAUCCGGAACUCACCAACGCCGUCAAGGGCCUCAUCGGCACCGUCGACGAACUGCUCGAUCUGUUUGUGGCGUCGCAGAGCGGUUCCAUGGCCGAGAACAUGCACACGCUCCGACUGAUGGAGUACAUGAAGGACAUGGGCCGGGAGGAUAUCUUCAUCCGUUACGUUCAUGAGCUGGCCGAGGUGCAGGCUGCGCAGAGCAACUUCACCGAAGCCGGUCUUGCCCUCCAAUUCCAUGCCGACCUGUAUGAAUGGGAUCCGAAGUCCGUGGCCCCACACCUUCUCAACCCCAGUUUCCCCGAACAGACCGCCUUUGAGCGGAAAGAGACCCUGUACUUUGCCGUGAUCCAGCAUUUCGAGGACGCCAAAGCCUGGACGCAUGCCCUUGCCUGCUACAAGGAGCUCGCGCUGCAGUAUGAGGAGACGGUGAUGGACUUUAUGAAGCUGUCGCGGGCUCAAGGGUCGAUGGCCAAGAUCAACGAACGUAUUGCUAAGGAGGAGAAACAGUUCGCACGAUUUUUCCGCGUUAUCUACAAAGGCCUGGGCUUCCCGCCAACGUUGCGUGACAAGGAGUUUAUCCUGGAAUGUUCCCCGACCGAGCGGAUGGCCACUUUCGUCGACCGGAUGCAACGGGAUCAUCCGGCGGCUCAGAUCGUGUCUACCGGGGACGUGCAUGAUUAUGAGGGCCAGUACCUGACCAUCACGCCUGUCUCCGCUUAUCGAGACAUGAGCCAUCCUGUGUAUCAACGGUCCAAGGUUCCAUCGGGCGUCCGGGACCAUCUCCUGAUCUCCGAACCUUGCCGCUUCACGUCAACCCUGAAGAGACACGUUCGCAGCCCUAACGUGCAAGAGCAAUGGGUGGAGAAGGUCAUCUACACCACGGCGGAGUCUUUCCCGAAUAUCUUGCGCCGCAGUGAGAUUGUCACGGUCGACACCGUCGCCUUAACACCCCUGCAAACCGCGGUCGAACGGACCUGGCGCAAGACCCAGGAACUGUUCUUGCUGCAACGGCGGGCCGUGUACGGGGAGGACUCCAGCUUGAUGGGCCUCACGGAGGCACUGGAGCAGUUGCUCGACACCCAGUCUUCCUCCCCCAGCUGUGUCGCUCUCUACCGCGAGUUUUUGGCAGACGAGGACCCCGAGGGCAGUGAGGAGACACCUACACCGUUGGACCCGAUGAAGAACGCCCUUGCCGUGGGACUGAUUGACCACGCCUUGGCGAUCAAGCAGUCUCUCGCCUUGUACAACCGCCCGGCACACCAGGCCACGCAAGCGGAGCUGCAGCGCCGCUCUGAGGAAGUGUUUGCCUCGGAGCUCGCUUCCCUCAGUUCUCUGGUGCUCGAGCCUUUGCAAUUCCCCGUGCGCCGGUCCCUCAGCACCAAGACGGACCGCAAGCCGCGUCCGCGGGCUACCAGCCCCGAGGAGGAGUUGAUCCGGACCCAGAAAACUGCCAAGAGCAAGCAUCCCGAUAAGCAGUCUGUGAGCCACCGGAUCAGCAUCAUCAAUCCGUUCAAACGCCACGGGGCGAGUAACUCGGUAGCCACAAUCCAGGGCGAGUCGCGGCGGAGACGUUCCAACAGCCGGGUUAACGGCGAGGACCGCGAUGACGAUACCGCCACGGUUCACAGCCAAACGACGACUCGUUCUCGGGACACCCACGGCAAGCGGCGCAGUCUCUUCGGGGACUUCGGCGAGAAACUCCACCGACAUACAUCCCACCGAUCGAACCGAUCGAUGGGCGCCGGUGAAUCCGUCGCGGAGGGCACCCAAACCCAAGAGAAGCGACGGUCCCGCAGCGCGUCUCGAAGCGCGGCCGCCAAGUCUCUCGAGAACAUCGGCCGGAGCAACUCUCAGCGCCAUGUAAACGGGGUGUCGAACCAUCGCGACCAACCGGCCGUGACCAGUCCUCGAAAUGGGGCAGCAGCAGGAGGAGGCAGUGGUGGUGGAUGGUCGGCGAUUCCCCCGAUCAUGGACCCCCCGCGGCCGGUGACGCAGAGCAGCAUGCAUUCCAUCAAGAGUCCCGAGAUACGCAGUCCCAGCAGCCUGUCGCAGGGACCCAUGAGUCCGACAGGAGUGCGGGACUCGGUCCGGAAGAGGCUGAGUGUCUUCAAAGGCGUUGGACGAAAGAACAGCCGACUUGAGUUUCGGGACUCGCGCGCUAUGACUGUCCAUGAGGAGUGA